This is a messenger RNA of Hyaloscypha bicolor E, 651 nucleotides long. RefSeq lists its product as uncharacterized. Lineage: Eukaryota; Fungi; Ascomycota; Leotiomycetes; Helotiales; Hyaloscyphaceae. The transcript has 3 exons. The coding region runs from base 1 to 651 and encodes 216 amino acids. The record is from RefSeq and is a predicted model, not a curated record. Gene Ontology annotation, biological process: electron transport chain.
AUGUCGCUCCUACGACCAUCAAUGGCAGGCCGACUGCUCCGAGCAGGCGCGCCAUUUACAAGACGAGUUGUCCCAGGCACGGUACGAUUCGAGAGCACAGCUUUGGGCACACCACUCACCUCCUCUGAUACUGCGUCCGGAGCGGGGAUUGCGAAGACAGGAGGGGAGAAGGAGGUGCAAGUGCGACAUAAUCAACCUGAUUAUACGGCGGAGGUUGAUCAGGCGUCAUCAACAUUCUCCCCCAUCCCGAAACGAGUAAUGAAUGGAAGUGAAGAAGGGGAUGUCCUGCCUGCUGCUGUGUUGUCCGGUGCUCCGAUUGAACUCGAAGCUCGAACUGUCCGCAUCUACCGACCUGCAAAGACAGCAACUCAAUCCGGCGACUGGCACGGCCACCACUGGCGCAUGGACUGGGACAUCCUCUCCAAAGGCCAUCGAUGGGAGAAUCCUUUAAUGGGCUGGCAAUCCUCGGCCGAUUUCAUGCAAGGCACACAUCUCAGCUUCAAGAGUAAGGAGGACGCCAUCAAGUUUGCAGAGAAACAGGGAUACGAAUACUUUGUGCAGGAGCCGAACAGGAGGAAGAUUAUCCCGAAGGCGUAUGCGAAUAAUUUUCUGUGGAGUGAUAAGAAGUUGAAGCAUAUCCGGACGAAGUAG